Molecule: messenger RNA, 1325 nt
Organism: Monodelphis domestica (gray short-tailed opossum)
Lineage: Eukaryota; Metazoa; Chordata; Mammalia; Didelphimorphia; Didelphidae
Gene: CPO
Product: carboxypeptidase O
Biological process (GO): proteolysis
Molecular function (GO): zinc ion binding; metallocarboxypeptidase activity
Source: RefSeq, a predicted model, not a curated record
GCACUCUUUUCCUGUUUUCUGUGAGACAUUUUUCCCUGCGAGUGGUAUCUAGACAGCUAUAACAUCUCUGCAGAAGAAUGAAGAAGUUGCUUUGGACUGUUUGUCUCUUGGGGUUUCUUGUCCCUCAAAAUUUUGGACUGCAAGUGCAGUAUGAUGGAACCCUGACAAACAAUGGACAUGGAGAACUGGAGGAGAAGGAGGAUCCCAGGAGCUACUUGGAGAACUAUGACUACAAGAAGUAUCACCCCAUUGAGGAGAUCUAUAAAUGGAUGAGUCAGAUAAGAGAGAGCUACAACAAAGUGGUGACACAGCACUUUCUAGGCAUGACCUAUGAGGCCCGACCGAUGAAUUACUUAAAGAUCAGUGAACCAGCAAGUACUCAGAAGAAGAUCAUUUGGAUGGACUGCGGGAUUCAUGCCAGAGAGUGGAUUGCACCUGCCUUUUGCCAGUGGUUUGUGAAAGAAAUUCUACAAAACUACAAAACAGAUUCAAGGAUAAGCAGAUUUCUUAGGAAGCUGGACUUCUACAUUCUCCCAGUUCUUAAUAUUGAUGGCUAUGUCUACACCUGGACACAUGAUCGUCUCUGGAGAAAAUCUCGUUCAUCCCAUAAUAAUGGCACCUGCUUUGGGACUGACCUCAACAGAAAUUUCAAUGUGUCAUGGUGUAAUACUGGAGCCUCUAAAAACUGCCCAGACUUAACGUUCUGUGGAACAGGACCAGUUUCUGAGCCUGAAACAAAAGCCGUCUCUAGUUUUAUUGAAAGCAAGAAGGACGACAUCCUAUGCUACCUGACAAUGCAUUCUUAUGGCCAGCUCAUCCUCACUCCCUAUGGCUAUACUCAAAACAGACCCAGUACCUAUGAUGAAUUGAUUCGAGUUGGACAGAAGGCAGCAGAAGCAUUGAAAGCAAAGCAUGGAAACAAUUAUAGAGUUGGAUCAAGCUCAGAAAUUUUAUAUUCCACAUCUGGUUCCUCACGAGAUUGGGCUUAUGAUAUUGGGAUUCCCUUCUCUUACACAUUUGAGUUGAGAGACAAUGGUACCUAUGGAUUCCUGCUUCCAGAAGACCAGAUCCAGCCCACUUGUGAGGAGACCAUGGCGGCUGUCCUGUCCAUCCUUGAUGAUAUCUUUGAGAAGGAAUGGAGCACAGACAGAGCAGUGAUGCUUGCCCCAGCUACCAUGGGGCUCAGUGUUUUCUUGACCUUCAUGCUUUUCUUUUAAAAACAUUUAUCAUAGCUCCAUUAGGAACCCCCAACCUUAUAGAUGUGAUUUAAAUCAACUCAAUGCAAUAAAAGUACUCAACACUGAACUUUCAAAAUGUUUGUUGUA